Messenger RNA from Medicago truncatula (barrel medic), 1380 nucleotides. Its product is annotated as transcription factor MYB101. Lineage: Eukaryota; Viridiplantae; Streptophyta; Magnoliopsida; Fabales; Fabaceae. The coding region runs from base 1 to 1380 and encodes 459 amino acids. The transcript is spliced from 3 exons. The record is from RefSeq and is a predicted model, not a curated record.
AUGGCGAAAACGAUCUCGAACAACGAUGAAAAUGUUGAGGUUGACAUUGAUUCAUCAAAAGACGAUGUUGAUGCUAGAACUGGCAUGAAGAAGGGACCGUGGACCCCACAUGAAGACAUGAUUUUGACAGAGUACGUGAAUAAGCAUGGUGAAGGGAAUUGGAAUUUUGUUCAGAAGAAUUCAGGAUUGUUAAGGUGUGGAAAAAGCUGCAGACUUAGAUGGGCUAAUCAUCUGAGGCCGAAUCUUAAAAAGGGUUCAUUUUCUGAAGAGGAAGAAAAAAUCAUCAUUGAACUUCAUGCUAAGCUUGGAAACAAAUGGGCUCGAAUGGCUACUCAGUUGCCCGGAAGAACAGAUAACGAAAUCAAAAACUUUUGGAACACAAGAAUGAAAAGGCGUCAAAGAGCCGGCUUACCUCUUUAUCCUCCAGAAAUCCAAGCAGAAGCUAUUGCAUACAAUGAUAAACUAUUGCAACUACAACAUCAACCUUUAUCUUCUUCAUCAUUAUCAUUUUCUUUACUCUUAUCUUCUUGUUACCCUAAGAAGAUUGAUGAUCCAAACCAUUAUGAUUAUAAUCUUCUAGAGAACAACUCUGGUUCUGCUAACAAUCACAACACCAAUCCAUGUCCACAAUUCAACUUUUCCAAUGAUGAAAACAUUGAGAUUAAUGAAACUCUUGCUUUGCAAAAAUCACCUUCACUUUCACCUUAUCCAUCUUCAUCAUCAAAUCUUUUCAACCAGAAUUUUACUCCUCCAAGUGAUUCACAUGAUUACCAAUACUCUGAAAAUUUGAGCUUUGAACAUCAUGGAUUCAAUGCAGGAUCUCUGUAUGAUUCUAAAACUCCUGCUUCAUCUUAUGCUAGUGGCGUUGAUGGUAAUUUUAUGGGAAAUUCAAGCAUGGUUAAUGAUUACUAUGAAGUUGCACCAUUAUCACAUGAUGGAAAAAAUAGUGGACUUUUGGACGAUCUUGUGAUGGAAGGUAGAAGUAUUUCUUGCAAUAAGGGGGAUGUAUCUCAUAAGAGGAAAAACAUGGAGGGUGAAGAAUACGAAGAUGAAGAAGGCAUUGUUCCUUUGGUGUCAACCAUGAAGAAGAAGAAGAGCAUUGAUGAGAGUCAGAAGAAAGAUUUUAGCUCUUCUCAAUUGUCAACAGGAAAGAAACCAGCCCAGGAGGAUCAGACGGAAGAACUGAAUACAAUGUAUGAUGAUGAUUUGGAUUGCUUGCUCAACAAUUUUCCCUCAGAAAUACCAAUGCCUGAAUGGUAUUGUAGAGGAAAAAGUCAGUCAUUGGGAACUGAAAUUCCAACUGAUGAAAGCGGUCCCACCAAUCAAGAAUUUGCUUGGACUCUUGGAUCAAAUUGGAACAACAUGCCAGGCAUAUGUUAA